Molecule: messenger RNA, 1944 nt
Organism: Lactuca sativa (garden lettuce)
Lineage: Eukaryota; Viridiplantae; Streptophyta; Magnoliopsida; Asterales; Asteraceae
Product: putative sugar phosphate/phosphate translocator At3g11320
Source: RefSeq, a predicted model, not a curated record
UCGGAGCAUAAUCGUCGUCAGUCCUCAAAACGCGACCCACCACCCCCUCCUACUCUAUCCUUCUCACGUUUUCACUUCCUUAUUUUUCAUUUCAUUUCAUCUUCUUUUCCCUCUCUUGGCCCCCUGAUGUUUUCUCCUCCAGUUUCAUUGCGCUCUGUGCACUAGUUAGUAAUUACACAAAGAGGAACACAGCAACCGAUUAUACUCUCCUUUUUGCUGUUUCCAAUUCCCAAAUGUCGGCAAUAAAGAGCCCACCAUCGAGCAAAUUGUUUACGUUAGGGCUCGUAUCAGCAUGGUACUCAUCGAACAUUGGUGUGUUGUUACUCAACAAAUACUUGCUAAGCAAUUACGGAUUCAAGUACCCAAUAUUUCUUACAAUGUGUCACAUGUCCUCCUGCGCUUUGCUCAGCUACAUCGCCAUUGCAUGGAUGAAAAUAGUCCCUUUGCAGACCAUCCGAUCUCGUGUUCAAUUCGUUAAAAUCUCUGCUUUGAGUCUAAUCUUCUGUGCCUCCGUUGUCAGUGGUAAUAUCUCGCUUAGGUAUUUGCCUGUAUCGUUUAAUCAAGCAAUUGGCGCUACGACGCCAUUUUUCACGGCGGUGUUUGCGUACCUCAUGACUUUAAAGAGUGAAGAUUGGCUUACGUUUAUCACCCUCAUUCCUGUUGUCACCGGCGUUGUUAUCGCCAGUGGGGGCGAGCCAAGUUUCAAUCUGUUUGGAUUCAUAAUGUGUGUUGGUGCGACAGCUGCCAGAGCACUCAAAACCGUGGUACAAGGGAUAUUGCUUACUUCUGAAGGUGAGAAGCUGAACUCCAUGAAUCUCCUUCUGUACAUGGCUCCUAUUGCUGUCAUACUCCUGCUUCCAGCAACAAUGUACAUGGAAGAGAAUGUGGUUGGCAUAACAAUAGCACUCGCUAGACAAGAUUUUGGGAUCAUUUGGCUCUUGAUUUUCAACUCUUCACUUGCUUACUUUGUGAAUUUAACCAAUUUUUUGGUCACAAAACAUACAAGCGCCCUUACACUUCAGGUCCUUGGAAAUGCAAAGGGAGCAGUAGCAGUAGUUGUCUCAAUAUUAAUUUUUAGGAAUCCGGUUUCUGUGACUGGGAUGGCUGGCUACACACUCACAGUUCUUGGUGUUAUUCUCUAUGGAGAAGUUAAGAAACGUAGCUCCAAAUGAGAAAAUGUUACUGUUUUUAACUUUUAACUUAAGCUGAGUUGACUCGUUUUUUGCUUCUGCAUUCAAGGGCACCGCAUUGAUAGGAACAAUUUUGGCAAGGAAGCCCUUAGGCUAACACAUCUCUAGACUUGCCCCUAUUAGAGAAAAUUCUUCUUUUAUUAGUUUUUGUUACAUUCUUUAUGGAAAAGAGUUGUAGAAUUAAUCCCACAAAACUACAUCAUAUCAAGUUUGUAGUGAUUUAUCUGUUUAAAAACUUUUCAAAAUCCCAAGAUUAGGGUGUGUUGGAUACCCCCUUUCCAUGAUUAUAUCUAUCCAAUAGUUGUUUCUGGGGUGGUAUCUUUGAAACCAUAAGAAACACGCAAGAAAAAAGAGAGUUUUGAGUGUAUGGGAAAUAGUAAGUGGCAACUAAAUUUCAAGUACAGAGGAAGUAGUAUGUUUAGAUAAAUAUGGGCACCCAUGGAACCAACCAAUCAAACAAAAGGAAGUCAAUAAGUCGAAAGGAAAGCUUACUCAUCAAACGACAAUAAAAGACAAACACAAGCAAAACAAGCCGAAAACUUUGUUGGAAAAUGGUAAGUAGAAGAUGAACAUCAUGAAUUUGUAGGUGUUUCAAACUUCAAACUUCUGGGAUAGAAGCUGCAGCUGCUGUUGCUGCUGCUGCUGAUGCUGCUGAUGCUCGCUUAAUGGAUGCAGACUUGAUGAGAUGAUUGUAGCUCCCCUUCUCCUUGAAGAGCUGUGAGAAAUGAUGCUUGCAAUACAAAAUCCCCUCCAA